Messenger RNA from Thermochaetoides thermophila DSM 1495, 1221 nucleotides. RefSeq lists its product as uncharacterized. The transcript has a single exon. Gene Ontology annotation, molecular function: 2-oxoglutarate-dependent dioxygenase activity. Lineage: Eukaryota; Fungi; Ascomycota; Sordariomycetes; Sordariales; Chaetomiaceae. The coding region runs from base 1 to 1221 and encodes 406 amino acids. The record is from RefSeq and is a predicted model, not a curated record.
AUGCUUGUCUCCUCGCCGUUCUCACGCCGCCUUGUCGCAAAUACUGGGGAUGUCUCCCAGAAGGUGCUCCGCCUAAUCGGCCCUUGCAUACGGCGCAAUUUCGCGUCUGACAGCUCCCCUCCGUCGGGGACCAUAUCAAGAGGGAAGUACAGGUUUCUUGACCUUCUUCCCCGGGAGCAGGAAAAGUGGAUGACGUUGCGUGACUUGACUUCCCACAACUCUAAAAUCGCCGUCGUCGUCAUUCGUGCCAACCGAAAUAAGAAACAACAAAAGGCGUCAUCGACGCAGCCGGCAAUCGCUCUCCCUGCCCUGUCGAAGUGGUUCACCUCCUCCUCAGGAUGGAUCGACUUCUCGGCGACUCUCGAGCCACAUAGUGAAUGCAUGGUUCCAUACGAGCUCCUGGUGCCGGCCACAGUUGUGGAGGAGUUGCCGCAAGACAGCCCCUUGGCCACGUUUCUCCAGUGGCUCGCCAAGCAAGAGCAACCCCUAUACCAGCAGCUGAAAGACAGCCUCGAGUACAACAUUAAUCUGGGUCGGCUAGUGCCUAAGGCGGACACAGAAACCUCUAAAACGCGCUUUAUCCGUUUCGAAGCCCCCCUGGGCCUUUUGCUCGCCGCCCUCAAAUUCAACAAACACCAACCCUCCACAACCGGCCGCUUAAACAACCUCUACGUAGCCCAAGCACGAAUAGAGUUCCUCCCCCAUGAACUCCAAAGCGACCUUCCUGUUCCCGAGGUCAUCACCUCCAACGGCGACGGUGACCUCUACGCCUCCAGCGUCUGGUUUGGCCUCCAACCGACCUACACACCCCUACACCGUGAUCCAAACGAUAACAUAUUCGUUCAGUUGUGCGGGACAAAAGUCUUUCGGAUCAUGGCCCCCUUGGCGGGGGGACGGAUGUUCAACAAGGUGUGCACCGACCUGGGUAGGGAGACAGGUAACUCGAGGUUGCGGGGCAUCGAGAUGAUGGAGGAGCCAGAACGGACGGCCUUCUUCGAAGCCGUUUGGGGCAAGCAGGCCCCGGUAACUAGUAUUCAUGAGGUGGUGCUGCACCCGGGGGAUGCGAUGUACCUGAGAACCGGAUUCUGGCAUAGCGUGCGAGCCGUGGGUAAGGAAGGCAACUUGAACGCGUCGGUCAACUGGUGGUUCCGCUGGCGCAAUAUAAACCAUUCGAAAGUCGAGGAGGACGGGAAAAACUUUAAAAGCCAGCGGCACAAGUAG